GGAUCUUUUUCUCAAUCUUUAGUAAUCCAAAAUCUAGGACAAAGAGGUAUUAAAUACAUGAUCAUUCGUAGCUGUUUACGUAAUACCCUUUUGCUCGAUCAAAGACAGAUUAAGAAAACGUGAGCCAAGCACCGUGUACUGGUUGGAGCAGAUCAGAGCCAUAAAGAAGUGAGCGGUGAGUACUUUCUGAAGAAGAAAAAAAAAACACUUUCUCUGUUGUUUUUCUCUUGUCUUUCUUCUCCCAUACCUUAUUCUGUACCAUCUCUUAAAUAUGGAGUAUGUGUAAGUAAGCAAAAUCUCUCUGAACCAGCCCAAAUCACUGUCUCCCUCACGUCUUUCCAUUUUCUGCUCUCAUGGAUUCGGGUAACAGUAGUGGGAGUAUACAAUCCACCAGCGGUGAUGAUGAAGAGUACGAUUCACGCGCGGAAUCAUCAUUCUCUGCGUUCUUAAACAAUUCACCAUCACUAACCCAUGUUGGUCCCUUCAGUAAUAGUACCACUACUAACCUCCCAAACGCAAACCCACACCCACUACCACCACAACACCACCAUAAUAACAAUACCCACAUGUUUGACCCUUUAUCAAAUUACUUGGAUCCAAUACAAAGACAUACAUCAUUUCCCAACCCAAACUCACUGUUGAACCUUGACGUGAUGUGGUCCAAACCUGCUAGAUCAGAACCAAACCCCACCGAUCUUGGUAGCUUGAUACCUUGUUCAUCAUCCUCAACCUCACCACAGAACCAAGCUUUUGUUCAAACGAGAGGCAAUAAUACUGCUGCUUUUCUUGCGACACACAACAACUUGGCUUCAGAAAGUGGUUCCCGAGGAUUACUUUCGGUGUCAGCCGCCAACAAUGAUCAAGCCAACAACACCAACAUGGUUCGAAACCCAAAGAAACGGUCCAGGGCUUCUAGGCGGGCACCUACCACAGUUCUCACUACAGACACCACAAAUUUCCGAGCCAUGGUUCAGGAAUUCACUGGUAUCCCUGCACCACCUUUCCCAUCCUCGUCUUUCCCAAGAAGCAGAUUUGAUCUCUUUGGUUCUGCUUCUACUUCAACUAUGAGAUCCACCCAUUUGGACCCUCCUUAUCUUCUUCGCCCUUUUGCUCAUAAACUUCCUCAUCUUCACCCGUUUCCUCCUUCCUCUUCCAUGAUGGACACUUUAUUAGUAGCUUCCAAUAACUCAACUAAUUCUACUACUAAUUCCACUUCCAUUGAUCACUUAGGCCUUCUAAAGCAGCCUCAUCAGCCUCUCAACUUUAACAUGCACAACCCAGUUCUCAACUUCCAAACACCCCCAAAGUACCCUCUUGACAAAUCUUCUGUUCUUGUCUCCAAGACACAAACUUCCUUGGAAAUUCCGCCAAGUUCUGAUUCAUUUCUCAAAAUGGGGGUAUUUGAGGAAUUAGGAUUGAGGCAUGACCGUGUCAACGCCAACGUUAGUGGCCUUCAUCAAAACAUGGUAUCGUCACCUUCGGUUCGAGUUGGAUCAUUGUCAAGUGGCAACAAUAACUUGAGUAAUGCCUCAACAGCAUGGGCCCAAAGAACGGACACCAUUACCAACAAUGAUUGUGGUCACGGAGGAGGAGCUAUGAUGUCUCUCAGUGGCACUGACAACUACAGUAAUGUUACAGAGCGAGACACAAAUGGCAAAGUACACUAUUCAGCUUCUUCAUCGGAUUUUCAUGGAGAGAAGGGGCCAGAGUGUACUGUAGCUGCAAGAAGCGAAGGUAUGGUGGAAUCAUGGAUUAAUUGUUCUUCUGAUUAAGUGCCUCCACCGAAAGAUCAAAAUGAUCGACUAAUUAAGAAACGGAAUAAGAAGAAAGUAGAUUUUAUGUUUGUGAUUUCAUAAAGUUUAAAGCAACUGAUGGCAGUAUAAUUCUAAUGCAUGAAAGAGAGAAUCUUGAAAUUGUCAUCUUAACUAUGACCAUCAAUUUUAUUUUUAUUUUUUUAAUUUUCUUUUUCGUUGUACUUUGGGUCCCUCAAAUUAUGUGUAAAUAAUUUGAAGCUAGUUUGUCUUUCUCUCUCUCGUUUUCUUUCUAUUAUUUUGCCCCCCCUCAAAUUUUGAAGUGUGUUUUUAAUCGUAUAUACACUCAUAUACAAAAGGAUG
Messenger RNA from Gastrolobium bilobum, 2114 nucleotides. RefSeq lists its product as uncharacterized. The record is from RefSeq and is a predicted model, not a curated record. The transcript has 2 exons. The coding region runs from base 354 to 1772 and encodes 472 amino acids. NCBI's taxonomy places the organism in Eukaryota, Viridiplantae, Streptophyta, Magnoliopsida, Fabales, Fabaceae.